AUGCAUCACAGCGUUUCCAUUUUUGGAAUUUCAUUUUUAGUUGCCUAUUUGGGCUGCGGAGAGGCGCACUUCCUCAAAAUGACAAAUGCAGUGUGCAAGUCCUACAACCAAUCGUGGGUGGUGGUUCAUUACUGCCGCCUGAAGGCCUAUUCCCGAACCAAGACUAGCUUGAAUAUAAAUAUCACAUUAUCAGAGCCAGCAAAUAAUAUAUUAGUGCAUGCGAAGACGAUGAAGAGGGCCAAUGGGUAUAAGCCCUUUUUGUUCGACUUCACGAUCGACGCCUGCGAAUUUAUGCGAAGGCGGAACCACCCGGUGGCCAAGAUCAUCUGGAAUAUGAUCAAGAAUGUGUCCACCAUCAAUCACACGUGUCCCUAUGAAGUAAGCCCGCCAAGAAUAUUGCAUUUACGAUGGUGAACCAAUUCAUCAACUUAAUUAUUUUUGGCCUUUCAGGGCGUGCAGAUGCUGAGCGAUUUUCACCACGUCGAAGUUCCUAUUCCACUGCCAUCUGGAGACUAUUUGCUUUUGAUAGACUGGUUGUUCGACGGCAAACCGCAGUUUGCCACGAAUGUAUACUUCACAUUUGUUGAGGACUUGUUGCCGACCAGCUCGAAGCACAGAAGGAGCUCCCUGAGUUUCAGAAUUGAUGUUUAGAAGCUAUUCACAAAAGUACGGAACUUGAAUCGACACUGGAACUGGAAUACGGACACAAAAUCACACUUGCGGGUAUUAAAUGUUGUAUGUCCUAUGAAAGGCGAGUUUUGCUUGCUUUUUUAGGUCUGUUAAGUCCACACGCGGCCAACAGAAUUAUAC
Messenger RNA from Drosophila yakuba, 810 nucleotides. RefSeq lists its product as uncharacterized. Lineage: Eukaryota; Metazoa; Arthropoda; Insecta; Diptera; Drosophilidae. The transcript has 2 exons. Bases 1 to 414 code for a protein of 137 amino acids. The record is from RefSeq and is a predicted model, not a curated record.